GUUCCCACGCCCCCACCUCCCACCCCACAACCCCGGGGGGGGACCCCAAGGGGCUUCCCCCCCGGGCUCCCCCGGCCGGAGCAGUGCACCCCGAGCCUUGCCCUCUCUCCCACUCCCACUCCCGUCGUCCCCCCCCCAAUUUGGGUACAUUUUGCAAAAGCUUUUGGUUCCUUAUCCGGGGACUGGGCUGGCGGGUGUGAUUGGCCGGGGGAGUCACAUGGUGAAAGUAACUUUACGGGGUCGCCAGCUAGUAGGAGGGCUUUAUGGAGCAGAAAAACGACAAAGCGAGAAAAAUUAUUUUCCACUCCAGAAAUUAAUGAUCAUGAGCUCUUAUUUGAUGGACUCUAACUACAUCGAUCCGAAAUUUCCUCCAUGCGAGGAAUAUUCGCAAAAUAAUUACAUCCCAGACCACAGUCCGGAAUAUUAUAGCCGGACAAGGGAGUCCAGCUACCAGCAUCACCACCAGGAGCUGUACCCCGUGCCACGACCCUCCUUCCCCGACCGCCAGUUCAGCUGCGGUAGUAUCCAAGCUCCCGGCAACCCGGCCGCGCACCAAAGGGGACACGGGCAAACUCCAGGAGGCCAACACCUCUCAGAGAAAGCACAGCAGCUCUGCGAGCAGGCUGCUCUUUCCACCUCCUCCACCACUCCUUCCCCAGCCCCUCCAGCCUGCAACCAGCCAAACCCCGACCAUCCUAACAGCACAGCUUCCAAACAACCCAUAGUCUAUCCCUGGAUGAAAAAAAUCCACGUCAGUACUGUGAAUCCCAAUUACAAUGGAGGCGAGCCCAAGCGCUCCCGGACAGCCUACACGAGGCAGCAGGUUUUGGAGCUGGAGAAGGAGUUUCACUAUAACAGGUACCUGACCCGGCGGCGGCGCAUCGAGAUCGCCCACUCCCUCUGCCUCUCCGAGCGGCAGAUCAAAAUCUGGUUUCAGAACCGGAGGAUGAAAUGGAAAAAAGACCACAGGCUGCCCAACACCAAAGUGCGGGCGGCGGCCACCGCGGCGCCCCCCCCCGCCGCCCCGGCGAGCACGGCCGGGGGCGAGGAGCUGCCCCCCGCCGCCGCGCAGGACCCGCGCCCGGAGGAUAUCACCAGGUUAUAAACACCCCCACCCGCCCACAAAUGACUCUGGAUUAUUUAUAGAAGCUAAUAUAUAUAUAUAUAUAUUUUGGU
This is a messenger RNA of Cygnus olor (mute swan), 1176 nucleotides long. It is a transcript of the gene HOXC4, whose product is annotated as homeobox C4. NCBI's taxonomy places the organism in Eukaryota, Metazoa, Chordata, Aves, Anseriformes, Anatidae. The record is from RefSeq and is a predicted model, not a curated record. Gene Ontology annotation, cellular component: nucleus. Gene Ontology annotation, molecular function: DNA-binding transcription factor activity, RNA polymerase II-specific; RNA polymerase II cis-regulatory region sequence-specific DNA binding. Gene Ontology annotation, biological process: embryonic skeletal system morphogenesis; regulation of transcription by RNA polymerase II; anterior/posterior pattern specification. The coding region runs from base 218 to 1105 and encodes 295 amino acids. The transcript is spliced from 2 exons.